AUGAAUGCUUCAAAUUGGAUAGACGAGUACUUGAAAAAUCAAGGAGCUUAUAAAAUUAAAUUCAUACUUGAAAUUACUAGCCCUUUCUUCAAAAAUGUAUUAGAGUGGCUGAUAGAUAACCCAAUCAAUCCACCACACGAUGCCCAGGUUAUUGGACUAUAUAAUACGCAUUAUGCACAGAACACCAAACAGUCAGAACACACUCAACACCAGCAAACACACCUCAACGACCAGCUCCACUCAACCCAAUUCCAACUGAAAUCCUAUCUCAACAACAACCUCAAAGAGAGCAUUAGGAUGUCUUACUAUUCCUUGGCUGAUAUUUACUACUCACUGAAUAACCCCGAACACAGUUUGAACUGUUACUUACAGUCUCGAGACCACAUCAGCUCUUCUCCUCAGCUGAUUGAGACGCACAACCAUAUAAUUAAUAUGGCUAUUGAGCUGCGCAAUUACUCGCUUAUCAAGAACUCAGUCAUCAAGAUCAACUCUAUUGCCUUGAACAAUGUCGAUGUUAGUCACGACGCGUUACUCAUCUCAACCGCGAUAGCUGAUCUUGGGCAAUCAAACUACGCGGCAGUUGUCGAGUCACUCACUAAGCUCUCUCCAAUUUCCACUCACCCACUCGUUACUCCCUCAGACAUAUCGAUAUACCUCACACUGUGUGCACUCACGACGCAAUCAAGACACGACAUAAAAUCUGCUAUUCUAAACAACGAAGCUUUGAGGAGUAAGUUUGAAUAUGCACCUCAUACCAAGUUACUCCUCGAGCAAUACGUGUCGUCAAACUACAAGCAACUCUUCGUCACUCUGGAAGAAAACAAGUGGUGGUACCUCCUCGACCCGCACUUACACCAUCAGUACACCGCCAUGGUGGAGGUUAUAUACCGACGCUGCAUAGUGCAGUUUUUCCACUCAUACAACUCCAUCACGCUCGAUAGUUUGGUGGAGGCGUUUGGCGAUGAGCAGAUAUUCACUCAUACACUCAGUCUUAUCAAGUCAGCCCAUCUCAACUUGCGCUAUGACGCCGUUGGUAGGGUCUUCCACAGACCGCAGCUGGAUAAGCGUCAUAGUCUCAUCGAUAGGGCUGUCACGUUGAGUGAACUCAACUAUAAAUCCACUGCUCAGUUACUCCUUCGUAUCAAACUGUCUGAUGCUAAUUUGGUCCUGGGCGAACGCCCUGCUGGCUCACAUAAAGUUAACUUGCAACGCCGCAAUUCAGAUGAACUCGAUGACGUUGAUCGUACGGAGAUGGACGUUGAGACUAAGUAG
Wallemia ichthyophaga EXF-994 is the source of this 1272-nucleotide messenger RNA. RefSeq names its product COP9 signalosome complex subunit 1. Gene Ontology annotation, cellular component: COP9 signalosome. Lineage: Eukaryota; Fungi; Basidiomycota; Wallemiomycetes; Wallemiales; Wallemiaceae. The record is from RefSeq and is a predicted model, not a curated record. The transcript has 2 exons. Gene Ontology annotation, molecular function: protein binding. The coding region runs from base 1 to 1272 and encodes 423 amino acids.